Messenger RNA from Prunus armeniaca (apricot), 399 nucleotides. The record is from the annotation of a GenBank genome assembly. NCBI's taxonomy places the organism in Eukaryota, Viridiplantae, Streptophyta, Magnoliopsida, Rosales, Rosaceae.
AUGAAUAACCAUGGUUUGAUUUUGCAAAAACAAGUCGUUGAAGGCAGACUCAGUGUAUCUUGCAGUAAUGAUGUGUUGACCUUGGCUUUGGGUCCCGAGCAUCCAGGGAGAGUAAGAGGGGUAGGUGCUGGGAUUUCCCCUAGGCAAUACUUCAAUUUACCUAGACAACAGAGGGUAAAGUUUGCCGAUCAAUUGAAGGAAAGUGUAAGAAUUUUCCUUCAAGAAGAGACUAAGAAGAUGGAAGCUAGAUCAAGGGAAGAGACUUUAAGGAUGGAGGCUAGAACCAAGCAAUUGGUAGAGGCUGAGAGGGAAUAUUUACUGAGUCAGCUUUCCCAACUCAUCCCCAAUUUUGAUCCAAGCAUACUGAGUAAGACGGUUUUUUUUCCGUUGAUGUUUUAA